UCCCAGGACUGUCUCAUGUGGGCGGCAGAGGAUGGGCGAGGCAGGGGCGGCGCGGGAGACAGCUCUUACCCACGCCCUCAUCCUAGAAUACUUGGAAUGGGCGGGAAUGGACGCCGUGGCAGGAAUACUCAAGCAGGAAUGUACCCAGCGCGGCCUACCCAUCCACUGUAGUAAUAGUAGUAGUAGUAGUAGUAGUAGUAGUAGUAGUAGUAGUAGUAGUAGUAGUAGUAGUAGUAGUAGUAGUGGUGUAGGGGACGAGCUCUUGAGACACUUCGAUAAUGGCCAAGGAGCGAAAUUCUUCCAAGCGUGGCGUGUGGCCCAGGGUCGAUGGGGACCCGCCUGUGGCUCCCUGGACACUCUCACCCUGGAGUUUCAUCUGCAUGUGUACUUCGCCACGCUCCCCCUGAGGCACGGACACCCGGAGGACCACGGGGCAGCCAUGGCAGUGUUUCGGCGGUACCUUGAGUGCUGCCCCGCGCGUCUCGGAGCGGCCCAAGAACUCCUGCCCUUCUACGCCCUGCCCUACGUGCUGGACCCCCCCGCCCACCCCUCCUUCAGGCCCAUCUUCCAGGAGUCGUGGGUGAGGGGGGUCAGAGAGCGGCUGGGGGGGCUUCUGGAGCGCUUCCCCCCCGCCCCGCCACGCCCCGCCAUCUUCUCCUACCUCCAGAAACAGUCUAACAGCGGGGGGGCAGGAGGGGGGGCAGGAGCAUCAGAAGGGGGUGCGGGGGGGGCGGCGGCGGGGGUGGUGGCGGUGGUGGGGGGGCGUGAGUCAGCUGCCUCAUCCCUCAGGACUCAGCGAGGUCUCAGAAAGCGUUUGCAGAUAUUACAAGAAGAUUACCACAAGCUCAUAGGCGUGGCGUGGGAGCUGAGUCAGGGCUUGGAGGCAGCCGUGACAGGGGAGGCGCUGGAUGUCGAAGGAACCCUGGCAGCUUGCACGCACCGGUACCCAGAACUGUUCACCCAAACGCUCACCCAUGAUACAUCCGCGGGCGCGGCCACCAUACUGAAGGAGUCCAUGAAUAGAUGUCGGUCACGCCCAGGCAUCGCAGCGCCCUUGCCAGCCCUGGACUUCGGUAGGGUACGGGCUGACCUUGGCGCGGCCCCUGUCACACAUCUGCUGCUCCUUCUACAAGCUCUCAGACAGCGGAUCACCAGGAUCACCUCAGGGGGCGUGCGCGGGGCAGUCGUGACGGCCUACGUACGGGGUGACGUCCUGGGGGUGCGGGGGGGCUGCCGGUGCUGGGGGAGGCUGGGGGGGGCGCUCACCUCACCCCCAGGCCCCCCAGCGCCCCCGUACUUAAGCCAAUCUACAGCCAGACUCAUCAAUGCUCUCACCGCCUUCUCUGCGGGUCGAGCUUACCUGGCCACUGAGGAGGUGUGCGGGGUUCUACUGGCGGCCCUGAAAGUCGAAAAUCCUGACCCCGUGAGUAGCGACAUGUCCCUGGCGGCGUUGCAAAAGCUCUCCAUCCGCCCCGAAGUACAGGCGUGGCUGGUGGGGGGCGGGGCGGUGGAGUGGCUGGCGCGGGCACUCCAUGACGGCCACAACCUGUCCCCUUAUACCCAGGAAUAUGCCGCGGCCCUUCUCAUGAACCUAACUCUCAGGUCAGCAGGCCGCGAGAGGUGUGUGCCGCUGUGUACCUCCCUGCUGCCUGCUCUGAUCCGCCUACUGCCCGUCCUGCCUGCUCAUGUCGUUCCAUAUGUUACCGGCGUCCUGUUCAGCCUGCUCUCACACCCCGACCUGCGCCGCCACGCCCUGCACACUCGCCUAGACAGCGCCCUUGAUCAUCUGGCGAAGGUGGCUGACAGCGAGCAAAGACGUCAGCUAGAAUAUAUUGUUGACCAGCUGAGAAGGGACGCCUCCCCCUCGCCGCCCCCCUCACCCUCGCACGCCCUUGACCUCGAGGAGGACCCUGAUUGGCUGGAGGAGGAGCUGGAGGCGGGUGACCCAGUUCGAGCCCCGCCACACACGCCCACGGGGGAAGACCUUCUGGCGUGGCGAUACACACUGCACCCGGGCGAGAUGGAAGAGGAGGAGAAGAAGAAGGAGACUUACCCCCCAACCAGGCAAGUAGUAGUAGUAGUAGUAGUAGUAGUAGUAGCGGUAGUACAGCAAGGCCUAGGGGGAGAGGGCCCCUGGGAGUAUCCUGCUGAUGGUGGCGAUGAUGGUCCCAGGGGAGGCCCCCACCCGCACAGCAUGCCCCCCCCACGACAAGAAGAGGAGGUAGGAGGAAGAGGAGGAGGAAGAGGAGGAGGAGAAGAGAAGAAGAUAGGAGGAAGAAGAGGAGGAAAGGAGGUAAAGAAGGGAGGAAGAGGAGGAGGAGGGGGAGAGGAAGACUUAGAAGAGGAGAAAGAGAACAGAGGAGGAGGAGGAGGAGGAGGAAAGGAAAAGAAGAAAGAAGGAAGAAAAAGAGGAAGAGAAGAAGAGAAAGAGGAAGAAGACAAGGAGAAGAAGAAAGAAACAAGAAGAGGAGGAGGAGGAGGAGGAGGAGGAGGAGGAGAGGAAGAGAAAGAAGGAAGAAAGGAAGAAAAACCCAACAGGAGAACUUUGACCCUACCCACGGCCCCCCCGCCCCCCCUGCCACCACCCCCGGAGCCCCCCCCACGAGGGAUUGACGUGGGCGCCAGUCGACUCCUGCAGCAGCUGGUGGGGGAGCCGAGGGAGGUCACGCCCCCCACCGCCGCCCCCCCUGAGCACGACCCCCUCCUACGGUCCCUGCCGCCCCCCAAGGCCUCAGAGUACAAGGUCGCCUUCAGCUCACGCCCCCGGCUCGCCAGGACUCCCCCAGGGUCAGCAGGCUCCCCCCGCCACUCCAGCCCCCGCCACAAUAUCCUGCCCCCCAUCGCUAAGGCCCCCCCUGCGCACCCCCGGGCCGCCACCUGACCUUUGGGGGGCGACGGGGGGCGGGGAACGGGGGGAGAAGAGGGAGGAGGGGGAGGAAGAGAAGAGGAGGAGGAGAGGAUAGAAGGAGGAAGAGAAGAUAAGGAGGUGAAGAAGGGAGGAAGAGGAGGAGGAGGAGGACGAUUAGAAAAGGAGGAAGGGAAGAAAGGAGAGAGAAGAAGAAGAAGAAGAGGAAGAAGAAGAAGACGAAGAGAAGGAGGAAGAAGAAGAGGAGGAAGAGGAGGAAGAAGAAGAGGAGGAGGAGGAGGACGAUUAGAAAAGGAGGAAGGGAAGAAAGGAGAGAGAAGAAGAAGAGGAAGAGAAGGAGGAAGAAGAGGAAGAAGAAGAAGAAGAGGAGGAGGAGGAGGACGAUUAGAAAAGGAGGAAGGGAAGAAAGGAGAGAGAAGAAGAAGAGGAAGAGAAGGAGGAAGAAGAGGAAGAAGAACAAGACGAGGAGGAAGAAGAGGAAGAAGAAGUACAUCAAAACAGAGGAGUAUGCCUUCAAACGUUCCUGUAGCCUCCGUUUUCUGUGGUUCCUUACGUAUAAGUAUAUAUGUAUCUUUAAAUAUAUGUGGAUACCUUUU
Molecule: messenger RNA, 3462 nt
Organism: Eriocheir sinensis (Chinese mitten crab)
Lineage: Eukaryota; Metazoa; Arthropoda; Malacostraca; Decapoda; Varunidae
Product: lisH domain-containing protein ARMC9-like
Exons: 18
Coding region: 32-2881 (949 amino acids)
Biological process (GO): cilium assembly
Cellular component (GO): centriole; ciliary tip; ciliary basal body
Molecular function (GO): protein binding
Source: RefSeq, a predicted model, not a curated record